Messenger RNA from Beta vulgaris subsp. vulgaris (sugar beet), 2527 nucleotides. RefSeq names its product exocyst complex component EXO70B1. Gene Ontology annotation, molecular function: phosphatidylinositol-4,5-bisphosphate binding. Gene Ontology annotation, cellular component: exocyst. Gene Ontology annotation, biological process: exocytosis. The coding region runs from base 336 to 2231 and encodes 631 amino acids. Lineage: Eukaryota; Viridiplantae; Streptophyta; Magnoliopsida; Caryophyllales; Amaranthaceae. The transcript has a single exon. The record is from RefSeq and is a predicted model, not a curated record.
AAAUUUGCGCAAAACAAAACUCCAAAGUCCAAACUACUACCACCACCUUCCGCCAUUCCACAACUUUUCACGUUAAGCUGUCCUUUUCACUCUCUUUCUCUUUCAUCUCUCCUUCCUCCUUUACUCUUCUUCUUCUAUCCGCGUUUCUCUCUCCUCUUUCUUUACAAGUAAACCCUAAUUUCACUCCUUCAAAGUUCAAUCAAUAAUUUAUUCAUAUUCAAAUUCUCUCUCAAUCACUUGUGCAAGUCUACUAGUUUCAGAGUUUACUUCAACCAUUUGAAUUUUUCUAUAUAUAUUUUUUUUUGAUUGAUGUGACCAAAUUUUUGCUUAAUUUAAUGGCUGAAAACAACAUCAAUGGUGAAGAAAAAUUGAUUGCAGUCGCAAGACAAAUUGCGAAAUCGCUUGGUCAUUCAAAUUCUAUGACCGACGAUAUUAUCAACAUUUUCUCUACAUUUGACGGUCGAUUUUCUCGAGAUAAGUUAUCACCUUCUUCCGAAACUAUCACUAUGUUGCCGGAAUCUAGAAUCGCUGAUAAACCUUCAUCGGCGGUUGUUACAUUGGAAGAUUGUUUAUCUUCACUUGAUCAUCAGAUCUCUCAGUAUCUCUCCUUUGAUCGUCCGCUUUGGUUUGACUCCGCUGAUUCCUCCGCAUUCCUUGAAAUUCUUGACGAAUUGAUCGCUACUAUUCGCGAUUUUGCUCCUUUAGCUCGCGAGAAUAAGCAGCUCGCAGUUGUGUUAGAUCGAGCUGAAGAUUUGCUUCAGUCGGCGAUUUUUAAGCUUGAGGAGGAAUUUCGUGGUUUGAUUCAACGAGGUGCUGACUCGUUCGACGCAACUCGUGACUCGUCCGAUUCUGACUCGGAGGGGAAUUACGACGAUGAUGGAGGUGCGAUUCCUGUGGCUUAUCCUGUUACUGAUUUUAACAUUGUUAUCGACGCUUUACCGUCGUCGACGAUUAACGAUCUUCAUGAAAUUGCGAAAAGAAUGGUGGCUGUUGAGUAUGGAAGAGAGUGUUCUCAUGUGUAUAGUGCGUGUAGGAGAGAGUUUCUUGAGGAGAGUUUGUCGAGGUUAGGGUUGCAGAAAUUGAGCACUGAUGAUGUCCAGAAGCUUUCAUGGCCGGAGCUUGAGGAUGAGAUUGAGCGAUGGUGUAAAUCGGCGGUUUUCUCUUUACGAAUUCUGUUUCCUUCUGAGAGACGACUAUGUGAUCGUAUUUUCUUUGGAUUUCCACCGACUUCGGAUUUCGCUUUCAUGGAGGUUUGCCGUGGUUCGGCGAUUCAGCUGUUGAAUUUCGCUGAUGCGGUUGCGAAAUCGAGUCGUUCGCCUGAGAGAUUGUUUAAGGUGCUUGAUAUUUAUGAGACAUUGAGGGAUUUGAUUCCGGAAUUUGAGAUUUUGUUCUCUGAUCAAUAUUGUGUUUUUCUGAGAAAUGAGGCCCUAGCGAUUUGGAAGAGGGUUGGGGAUGCUAUCAAAGGGAUUUUUAUGGAGUUGGAGAAUUUGAUUCGUUGUGAUCCUGUGAAAGAUCCAGUUCCUGGUGGCAGACUUCAUCCGAUAACGCGAUAUGUGAUGAAUUACCUUAGAGCUGCGUGUAAAUCGCAGCAGACGCUGGAACAGGUGUUUGAGGAGGAGAGAGAACGAGGGAUGUCGGGGAUAAGCUCGUUGUCGGUGCAAAUGGCGUGGAUUAUGGAGUUGUUAGAGAGUAAUCUGGAGGCAAAAUCGAAGCUGUAUAAAGAUCUUGCUCUGAGCUCGGUGUUUAUGAUGAACAACGGGAGGUACAUUGUUCAGAAGGUGAAAGAUAGUGAGCUAGGGCUGUUGUUAGGGGAAGAUUGGAUCAGGAAACACAAUGUCAAAGUCAGGCAAUAUAAUAUGAAUUAUCAGAGGAGUACAUGGACUAAGGUUAUUGGGGUUUUGAAGCCGGAGAAUGGUGGUGGGAGUAAUGUGAAUGGGGGUCCGAAUUCGAGGACUUUGAAGGAGAGGUUCAGGAUGUUCAAUACUUACUUUGAAGAGGUGUUGAAGGUGCAAUCUUCGUGGAUUGUGUUUGACGAUGAGUUGAGGGAGCAAUUGAAAAUUUCUGUUACUCAAAAUCUAUUGCCAGCAUACAGGAACUUCAUUGGAAGGUUCCAGAAUUCUCCAGAAGCUGGAAGGAACCCUGAGAAGCAUAUCAAGUAUAGUGUUGAGGAUGUUGAGGCUCAGAUUAACAAUGAGCUGUUCCGGGGUAAUAAUAACGGCGGAAGGAGAUGAAAGUCCCCUUGCCUUGGUGAAGGGAUGAGCAAAAAAUACUCUUGGUUACUAGUUUGUAUCAUUGUAUGUUGUAGAUCAUUGUAACAAAGUUUGUAUUGGUUUAGAACAAUGUAUCUGUGUAUGGAAUAUGGAUCGAAAUGGUAGGUUUUUCCAAAAUUUUGAUGAUCUCUUGGUAGUACUCUCACUGCGGAGUGUAAAAUUUUGCAAGUGUGCUGUUAGUAUUCCCACUGGGGUGUAUAAAUGUGUAAUUUUGGCUUUAGUACUACCUUACCUUGUGUGAAACCAAAUUUUUUUCA